AUGGCCACCGGAUGGGACUAUGGGAGCAACAGCAGCUGGCUGCUGGCGGCUGGGUGGGAACCGUGGGAUGGGAGCAGCUGGCCGGCGCCUGGGGACCUCUGGAGCGGCGUGCUGGACGAAGCCGAACGGGCGCCGGCCGGGGUGGCGUGCUGGAUGCAGCCAGCGAGCGUCGGCCGGGGUGACGGGGUGGAGGCGGGCGUCGGCCGGGGCGACGAGGUGGAGGGGGUGCACGCAGCUGAACGGGCGACGGCCGGGGCGGCGUGCUGGACGCAGCCAAAGGGACGCCGGCCGAGGCUGCGUGUUGGAUGCAGCCAGGCGGGCGUCAGCCGGGGCGAUGAGGUGGAGGCGAGCGUCGGUCAGGGCGGAUGGGGCCUCGGCAGGGGAGGUGGGGCGGAUGGGGCGUCGGCCGGGGCGGAUGCGUGCGUCGGGCGUCGGGAGGGGUGGGCGACGGGGUGGAGGUGGGCGUCGGCCGGGGCGAAUGGGGCCUCGGCAGGGGAGGUGGGGCGGAUGGGGCGUCGGCCGGGGCGGAUGCGUGCGUCGGGCAUCGGGAGGUGGGGCGGAUGGGUCGUCGGCCGGGGCGGAUGCGUGUGUCGGGGCGGAUGA
This is a messenger RNA of Sorghum bicolor (sorghum), 603 nucleotides long. RefSeq lists its product as uncharacterized. The transcript has 2 exons. The record is from RefSeq and is a predicted model, not a curated record. Lineage: Eukaryota; Viridiplantae; Streptophyta; Magnoliopsida; Poales; Poaceae. Bases 1 to 603 code for a protein of 200 amino acids.